AUGGCAGAGAAUGGCACCAUGGUGACAGAAUUUGUUCUGAUGGGGUUCCGUUUGCAGGCAGAGCUACAGAUAGGUCUCUUCUUUGUGUUUCUGGCCGUUUUUCUCAUCACCAUGGGGGGCAACCUGGGCAUGAUUGUGCUAAUUCAGAGUGACCUUCGGCUCCAGACUCCCAUGUACUUCUUCCUCAGUCACCUUUCCUUCCUGGACAUUUGCUACUCUUUUGUUAUUGUUCCUCACUUGCUUGAGACUUUGGGGACUGAUAAGAUGAUCAUCACCUAUGAGUGCUGCACCAGCCAAUUCUUCUUUUUCACCCUCUGUGCUAGCACUGAGUGUUUUCUUUUGGCUGUGAUGGCCUAUGACCGCUACAUGGCUGUGUGUAAGCCCCUCCUCUAUGCCACAGCCAUGACACCACAGACCUGCCUGGGGCUGGUGGCUGGGGCUUAUGCUGGUGCCAUGGUCAGUUCUGUGAUCCGCACUGGGUGUACCUUCUCUAUCUCUUUCUGUAAGUCCAAUCAUGUAGACUUCUUUUUCUGUGACCUCCCACCCCUGCUGAAGCUUGCCUGUAGGGAAACCAGGGAGUGGGUAAUCUACCUCUUAGCUUUUGUGGUCAGCACAACCAGCAUUUCAGUGAUUCUUAUAUCCUACUUACUCAUCAUUCAGGUCGUUCUGAGGAUUCAUACAGCAGGUGACAAAGCCAAGACCUUCUCCACCUGUGCUUCUCACAUGACUGCAGUGGCUCUCUUCUUUGGGACACUCAUUUUCAUAUACCUGAAAGGCAACAUGGGCAAAUCCCUUGAGGAAGACAAGGUUGUGUCAAUAUUUUACACUGUGGUGAUGCCCAUGCUAAAUCCAGUGAUCUAUAGCCUGAGAAACAAAGAAGUAAAGGAGGCUCUGAAGAAAGUUUUCAACAGGAUGAGGGUUUCCCAAGCAGAUUAA
Cebus imitator (Panamanian white-faced capuchin) is the source of this 936-nucleotide messenger RNA. RefSeq names its product olfactory receptor 9I1-like. The transcript has a single exon. Gene Ontology annotation, biological process: sensory perception of smell; G protein-coupled receptor signaling pathway. The record is from RefSeq and is a predicted model, not a curated record. Lineage: Eukaryota; Metazoa; Chordata; Mammalia; Primates; Cebidae. Gene Ontology annotation, molecular function: odorant binding; G protein-coupled receptor activity; olfactory receptor activity. The coding region runs from base 1 to 936 and encodes 311 amino acids. Gene Ontology annotation, cellular component: membrane.